GGUUUUCUUGUGAAAACCUGGCAACCCGGUACAUAACACAUCGUGCAAUUUUAAACAUGGCAACUGCUGCAGGGUCGCGAUCAUCAACGCAUAACAACGCGGGUAUGGAGGGUUUCCCGUUCACUGUGGCUGGCAGACCACCCGAGGAAAGCACGAGUAAGGAUCAGAGCGCUGCCGGAGAGCCGAAAAAGAAACCGUGCCGAGCGUGUACGGAUUUUAAAUCAUGGAUGAAGUUGCAGAAACAGACGUCCUUAGUCUCAGUGCAGGAGAGCAUGCCGAUGGAGGAGGCUAGGCCUGUUGAAUGCCCUCUAGACAGAGAGGAACUGGGAAGGAGCUCAUGGUCUUUUCUUCACACUAUGGCUGCAUAUUAUCCAGACACACCGACCACAGAACAACAGGGGGAGAUAACACAGUUCAUCAACCUCUUCUCAAAGGUUUUCCCUUGUGAUGAGUGUGCAGAGGACCUGAGAUCAAGACUGAAAACGAAUCAACCAGACGCUAGCAGUCGGCACAACCUCUCACAGUGGCUGUGUCACCUCCAUAAUGACAUCAACAUCCGAUUAGGCAAGCCAGAGUAUGACUGCAGCAAGGUGGAUGAGCGAUGGCGAGAUGGCUGGAAAGAUGGAUCUUGUGACUGAAAACCUCCAACACAAUCAUGAACAUGAGCAAAAUGCAGCCGCACACUGAUUCUGUGGACCUGUCCUUUUUGUUACAAGUGCCACUCAGGAGUCAUGCAUAAACAUGAUAGAUGUUGACUUUGCACUAAUUGAUAGAGUGAUUUAUUCAUAUACAGUUGUCUGUAUUGUGCUUUUAAUCAAGAGUUUUGCUGUCUACAAGAGUAUGGUGUUAUGGCCCAUAUUGUUUUGUAUUAUUGAGCUCUCCGUGCAUAUGAUUAGCCCAGAGGCAACAGGAUGAACUUUGUAAAAAUCUGUGCAACAGCCGGAAACAAAAAUGCUUUGUUUAGAGCAGUGAUUCUCAGCUUUUUGAACUCCAAAGCCCCUCAUUGUAAGACAAUAACUGAAUAUUCCCCAAGAUAUUUCUGAUAGUUCUGCUAUAAAGACAAAGCUGCUUGUUUUCAAAAAAAAAUUUAUUUACAGAAACAUGGAAUGGCAAUUAAAU
Messenger RNA from Sinocyclocheilus rhinocerous, 1119 nucleotides. RefSeq names its product FAD-linked sulfhydryl oxidase ALR-like. Gene Ontology annotation, molecular function: flavin-dependent sulfhydryl oxidase activity; flavin adenine dinucleotide binding. Lineage: Eukaryota; Metazoa; Chordata; Actinopteri; Cypriniformes; Cyprinidae. Bases 57 to 638 code for a protein of 193 amino acids. Gene Ontology annotation, cellular component: mitochondrion. The transcript is spliced from 3 exons. Gene Ontology annotation, biological process: liver development. The record is from RefSeq and is a predicted model, not a curated record.